CUUACUUACUCCUUCCUUUCAUUGCAUUGUUCUUCUUCACGUUCUCACGACGACGACGCGUUAUAAUCCCAGCGAGCGCACGCUGUACGGCGAUCAGUCACGACGAUAGCGCUUAUCAAGGCCGUCGGUCCACUACAAACCUAGUUAUUAGUAUCUCGCUCCUCCUCUCCUCGCUCACUCGUCGCGGCCCCCCGCGCCCCUGCAAUGUUUCUUGACCGCCUCAAGACGGGCCUGGCGCGCAAGCACAGCGGCGAUGUGUCCCCUGGCGCGCCAUCUCCGUCCCACUCCCCGAGCCCGCUCUCGCCUGUCGACAGCACACACCGCAAGAAGGCGCCCACGCCGUCGCGCAGCAGUUCGAAAGACGCCCACCGCUCCGUCCUCGACCUCAGCCCGCGCGACUACGACCCCGCGACGCUGCUGCCGGCGAGUAUACAGGUCGGGGGGUACGCUGUCCGCCCGCUCGUCAGCAUAGCGCAGGUCCGCGACCACCUCGCGCUCUUCGGCGCCUUCUUCGCCCUCGCUUCCUCUGCCGGGCCCGAGUUCCACCGCGUAGCGGACCACGCGGCGUUCGAGUACGAACGCUGGGCGUCGACUAUCCUGCCCGGGCGCGUCGUGGCGAGCGCGAGCAGCCAGAGCACAGGCAGCAGCAGCGGCAGCGGCAGCUCGUCGACGCCCGCGGGGUCCCCCGCGUCGCCCUCGUCCCCGCUGACGGCCGCCGAGCUGCCCCCGCUCGACGUGCUCAUGUGCUGGCACGCGCACCUGCUCAACCCUGCCCAGUACGCGCGCGACCUCGAGGGCACAUAUGCGGCCUUGCACGACGUGCCAUUCCCCCUUGCCGAGGCAGCAGCGGCGGUACGUGACCACACGCUGCCUGCACAGCUCGACCAGCGGUGGGGCGGCAACGAGCUCCGCACGAUGCACUCCAUCUCCGGGUGGACGCCGCCGGAUAUCUCGGCCGCCGUCCAGCGCCAGGCGAGGAUCGUCGCUACGGCCCAGGAGCAGGGGUGGUUCGACCCCCGGUUCAGUGCCAGCGCCGAAGGGAUGGCCGUGUUCCAGCGCUGCAUUGUACGGUAUCACGCCUGGCUCGACCUCAUGGCCGCAGUCGACGGCCACCCCUUCCUCCCACCGACGCUCGACAUUGAGAUCGCAUGGCGCACGCACCAGCUCCGCGGGCAGCGGUAUCGCACCGAGACUGCGCGCCUCAUCGGCGCUCCCUUGGACCGCGAGCGCUUCGACGACGCAGGGCUGCGGCGCGCCGAAAAGCUGUGGAAGACACGGUUCCGGCACGACUACCUCGGACCCGGGAGCCAGCCGCGCGGCGGCACGCCUCUUGGGGGUGGAGCCCGCGGAGGCGUGCGGGCUCCAUCACGAAGCCAGACGUUGUGAGGCGAGUUGGAGCGAGCGAGCAAGCGAGUCAGCGCGCGUGCGUGCGUGCGCCGAGCACCACCGCUGCCGCUACCGCCACAGUUGUUUGUACCUGUUGUACUAUCAUGCAUAUGCCACUGCCACCAUCAUUGGGCCUUUGGGCCGGCUCACUCCGUCGGGAGUGCGGGACGGCGGCGGCGCCACUGACGCUGUGGUGGGGCUGGGCGUGGACGGUGGUGUG
Vanrija pseudolonga is the source of this 1606-nucleotide messenger RNA. RefSeq names its product Glycine-rich domain-containing protein 2 (gene GRDP2). The transcript is spliced from 3 exons. The coding region runs from base 205 to 1386 and encodes 393 amino acids. The record is from RefSeq and is a predicted model, not a curated record. NCBI's taxonomy places the organism in Eukaryota, Fungi, Basidiomycota, Tremellomycetes, Trichosporonales, Trichosporonaceae.